Messenger RNA from Verticillium alfalfae VaMs.102, 432 nucleotides. RefSeq lists its product with no specific name. The coding region runs from base 1 to 432 and encodes 143 amino acids. The record is from RefSeq and is a predicted model, not a curated record. The transcript is spliced from 2 exons. Lineage: Eukaryota; Fungi; Ascomycota; Sordariomycetes; Glomerellales; Plectosphaerellaceae.
AUGGCAACUACAGCCCUCUCCGGGGUGGCCUUUGGUGCCGGCCUCGCUGCCGCCGGUGUCUACCACCCAGCCGUCAUCACGAGCCAGCUCAAGUUUGAGAACUGGCAUAUGAUCCAGGCCUUCCUCGCCGCCGCGGCCUCCAGCGGUAUUGCUGUCCUGCUCCUCGACCGCCUGGGCUACUAUCACUCCAAGCCACGCUCCGCCUCGCGGCUGGGGCUCUUCGGCCCUUACGACGGCAACAUUCUUGGCGGCGCCCUCCAGGGUCUCGGCAUGGCCCUCGCCGGCGCCUGCCCCGGCACCGUCAUUCCCCAGGCCGCUGUUGGUGUCCCCCUCAGGCCUCUACGCCCUCUUCGGCACCCUCAUCGGUGGCAUCGCCUGGUCCGGCUUCAUCUCCUCCCUCGCCGCCCGCGCCGCGUCUCGCGCCCCCGCUGA